AUGACUGAAGCUGUUUAUGAGGAGAUUCAGCGGAGACCCAUUAAUAGUCAUGGUCUUUUCACUCAGAGUGGAAGUGUGAUUUCUGAAGAACAGUACUCUGGGUUUGAAGAUGCUGAUGAUGAGUUUCUUUCAGACUCUGUGCAUGUGAGGUUGGUUGGUGGUCACAGUCGCUGUGCUGGUAGAGUGGAGGUUCUUCAUAGAGGUCAGUGGGGAACAGUGUGUGAUGAUGAAUGGGAUUUGGCUGCUGCUGCAGUGGUGUGUAGAGAGCUGGACUGUGGAGAACCUGUAGAUGCUCUGUAUAAUGCUCAUUUUGGACCGGGAUCAGGACUAAUCUGGAUGAGUUUUGUCUUAUGUACUGGAUCAGAGACCACACUAAAGAACUGUGGGUCAACUGGAUGGGGUAAAAGCAACUGUGAUCAUAGUAAAGAUGCUGGAGUCAUCUGCUCAGAAGUCAGGCUGGUUGGAGGUUCUCGCUGCUCUGGGAGGUUAGAGAUACUUCAUGAUCAGACGUGGAUGUCAGUGUGUGACGCUGUCUUUGACCAGCAGGAUGCAGAGGUUGUGUGUAGAGAGCUGGACUGUGGGGCUCCUGUACAGGUGCUGGGAGCAGCUGCUUUUGACAAAGGAGACACUCAGAGGUGGACACAAGAGUUUCAGUGCAGAGGAAAUGAGUCUCAGAUUCAUAUGUGUCCAACGCAAUGCGAGAGUGAGGUUGGUUGGUGGAAAUAA
Molecule: messenger RNA, 726 nt
Organism: Carassius carassius (crucian carp)
Lineage: Eukaryota; Metazoa; Chordata; Actinopteri; Cypriniformes; Cyprinidae
Product: soluble scavenger receptor cysteine-rich domain-containing protein SSC5D-like
Exons: 5
Coding region: 1-726 (241 amino acids)
Cellular component (GO): membrane
Source: RefSeq, a predicted model, not a curated record